CAUCAAGAGCACCACGCGCAGGCAGCGAUUCCUCACCAGCAAGAUGGACUCGAUGGAUCCUGCGCUCGUCUACUCGACGAUGUCUGGGCUCGAAGGCAGCACGGGCACGACGACCGAGGCAUCGUACAGCACCAACAGCAGCAGCAGCGCGUCGCAGUCGCAAAAGCCUCCCGGCUCGCCGCUGCCGUUUCUCAAGUUUGCGAGCAGCAAGGCGCAGACGGUUUCCAAUCCUGCUGCUAAGUUUCCAAAGGAGGAGGUUUAUGAUGGGAUUGCGGAGACGGCGUCGGUGGCGGGAGACGACGCAGAGAGUAAGUUGAGUGAGCUGUCUAUCGACGAGGAAGGUGAAUCAGAGGAUGAUCUCGAUAGCGAUGUAUCACUGAACCGCAUGUGCAAGUACACGCUCUACGAGACAAAGACGCGAUUCUACCUGAUUGGCUCCAACAUCAACGACACGCGUUUCCGCGUCUUGAAAAUUGACCUCACGUCAGAGCAGGACACGCUUUCGUUGACUCAGGACGAUACUAUUUACACCCAUCCGCAAAUCAUCGAGCUCUUGGAGGCAAUCCAAGACGGAAACCCCGUCGGCGGGCUCACGAAGCGCUUGACGUCUUGGGGCGUUAUUGGCUUCAUCAGAUUCACACAGUACUACUACAUGUCCGUCAUCACAAAACGAAGCGCGGUCGCGCUCCUCGGCGGCCACUACAUCUACCACAUCGACGCGACAGAGUUAAUCCCGCUAUGCUCGAGCACCACAUACCGCAAACCCCACCGCAACUCCAAAGAAGCCCGCUUCCUGAGCACGUUUCAAAACCUCGAUCUCAGCAAGACGUUCUAUUUUAGCUACUCGUACGAUAUCACGCAUACCCUGCAGCGCAAUCUCGACCGCGAGCGCGAGCGCGUGAAACUUGGGAUCCCGUCGUCCAAGUGGAAGUCUAGCGCGGACUAUAGCGAGAUGUUUGUGUGGAACCAUCAUCUUCUGCGGCCGGCGUAUGAGUCCAAGAUCGAUGUUUUGACGUGGUGCUUGCCGAUCGUGCAUGGGUUCAUCGAUCAGGCCAACAUCUCAGUCUACGGCCGGAACGUGUCGAUCGCGGUCAUCGCCCGGCGGUCGCAUUACUUUGCCGGCGCGCGCUUCCUCAAACGAGGGGCGAACGACCAGGGCUAUGUUGCGAAUGAUGUCGAGACCGAGCAGAUCGUGUCAGACAUGCUCACUACGUCGUUUCACUCUCCUGACGGGCAUUUGUUUGGUAACCGCUCGUAUACGUCGUUUGUCCAGCAUAGAGGUAGUAUUCCGCUAUUCUGGACUCAGGACGUGAACAGCAUGUCGCCAAAGCCUCCAAUCGAACUAAACGCCGUUGAUCCCUUCUUCAGCGCAGCAGCGAUGCAUUUCGAUGACGAGUUCCGCCGCUACGGAACCCCAGUGGUAGUCUUCAACCUGAUCAAGACCCGCGAGCGGACCCCGCGCGAGACCAUUCUGCUCCGUGAAUUCGAGCAAUGUCUGCAAUACCUCAACCAAUUCCUGCCCGAGAAAAGCAAGAUUCUAUACACCUCGUGGGACAUGAGCCGCGCGUCGAAAGGGCGUGAUCAGGAGGUCAUUGAGUUUUUGGAAGAAUACGCGGAUAAAAUUUUGAAGACGGUGAAGAUUUUCCAGAACGGGGUCGAGCCUUCGUCGACGCAGUCUGGCGUGUGCCGGACAAAUUGUAUCGACUGCCUUGAUCGCACGAACGCGGCGCAGUUUGUGAUUGGCAAGCGCGCGCUCGGGUACCAGCUCCAUGCGCUCGGGGUGAUCAAGGGCACGACGGUGGAGUAUGAUACGGACGCGGUUAAUCUGCUUACGGAGAUGUAUCAUGACCAUGGAGAUACGAUUGCGCUGCAGUACGGUGGGUCGCAUCUCGUGAACACGAUGGAGACGUAUCGACGGAUUAACCAAUGGACCAGUCACUCGCGAGAUGUGAUUGAGAGUAUCAGACGGUACUACAGCAACUCGUUUGUCGACAACCAGCGUCAGGAAGCAAUCAAUCUCUUCCUAGGCAACUACGUCUUUGAAGCCGACAGACCUAUGCUAUGGGACCUGAGCACCGACUAUUACCUACACCACGGCGUGCCCGGGAACGCGACGAACCCCCCGCGGCGCAGCUACCGCAAAUGGUGGACGCCAGUGAACUUGCAAAAGUCGCUUGCGGAGCGGGAAGUCGAGGGGAUCUCGGCGGAGAUGGCGGACUUGGACGCGAAGAAGAUUAGGAGGUCAAUGUCGGGCCUAUUUGAUGAUUACUGGAUGGAGUAUUAUAAGCCCAAGAUGCUGUCUUCGUUUUCUAAAGUGUUUCAGUAUAACAUGAACUCCACCUUGCGAUAUCUGCCGUCAAUCGUGGUUGGAAACAACAAGUACAACCUGAGUCCGUUCGAACCCCGACAGAUCCACAUCGAGCAACACUCUGCCGCGCGCGGUCUGGCCGAGCGAGAAAAGAUCGCCGACGACAGAAGCAGUAUCAUCAGCGUGAUCAGCACAUCCCGGCGCACGCGCAAGUUUCUCGACAUUGGCUUCAUUGACUUUUCGUCCAAGCGGGACGAGCAAAGUCCGUCGCCUCCGCCGGAGCUGGAGACGGCGUCGAUAUCGUCGUCGAGGAGCGAGGAUUAUUAUAGUCAGGUCGCGGCGAUGCCGUUGGAUAACGAUGAUGGGUUUGAUGAUCAGCUGUGGUGUUAUGGGGGCGAGAAGGACGAGAAGGGCCGGCAUGGCGAGUUCAGGGAUAUCCCCGAGAUCGUGGGACAUAUCAUGAAACCCUCAGUCGCGCCGACGGAGACCCAGCAAUACAAGAAAUACCUCGCGUUCCCAGACCUGGCGCCUCUGAGCGCUGCGGAGAAGAAAUCACUAAUGACGAACCGGCAACACAUUGACUUUGAGAAAUAUGUCAAGGGCAACGUGCCGAGCGCGAUCAACGCGAUGGACGAGGUGAACGACGAAGAUAGUGUAAAGUACGUGCAGUUUAUACUCGCGCCAGAGGCCGCGACGACCCUGAAGGCUGCGGAUGACGAGAUGUCGAAUCGGUAUAAGACGUAUCAGCAUUGGAUUAGCGGGAGGUAUGGCGGGUCUUCAGCGGCGCUGUAGUUGUUUUUGUGAGUUUUGUUAAUGUUUGUUAAUGUUUGUUAAUGGAAGGCGUUGGUGGUUGUUUGGCAUUGUACAUUUUUCGUUAGUGUGUAUAUAGCUAUUAGACUAUAAAUG
This is a messenger RNA of Myxozyma melibiosi, 3214 nucleotides long. RefSeq names its product SacI homology domain-containing protein. Gene Ontology annotation, molecular function: phosphatidylinositol-3,5-bisphosphate 5-phosphatase activity. The coding region runs from base 44 to 3100 and encodes 1018 amino acids. The record is from RefSeq and is a predicted model, not a curated record. Lineage: Eukaryota; Fungi; Ascomycota; Lipomycetes; Lipomycetales; Lipomycetaceae. Gene Ontology annotation, cellular component: intracellular membrane-bounded organelle. Gene Ontology annotation, biological process: phosphatidylinositol dephosphorylation. The transcript is spliced from 3 exons.